Molecule: messenger RNA, 508 nt
Organism: Chelonus insularis
Lineage: Eukaryota; Metazoa; Arthropoda; Insecta; Hymenoptera; Braconidae
Product: 60S ribosomal protein L35-like
Exons: 3
Coding region: 86-457 (123 amino acids)
Biological process (GO): maturation of LSU-rRNA from tricistronic rRNA transcript (SSU-rRNA, 5.8S rRNA, LSU-rRNA); translation
Cellular component (GO): cytosolic large ribosomal subunit; ribosome
Molecular function (GO): mRNA binding; structural constituent of ribosome
Source: RefSeq, a predicted model, not a curated record
UUAGGACUUUCUAAAUUCCAGGACAUAGAAUAACCUCAAAAUCAUCUUUCUGCCAAUCUCUCUUUUUGACAGAAAACUUACCAAAAUGGGUAAAGUCAAGUGUUCAGAAUUGCGUACAAAAGAUAAAAAAGAGUUGCUUAAGCAACUCGAAGAACUCAAAACUGAGUUAACUAAUCUUCGAGUUGCUAAAGUUACUGGUGGAGCAGCUUCUAAGCUUUCUAAAAUACGUGUUGUACGUAAAGCCAUCGCUCGUGUAUAUAUUAUUAUGCACCAAAAACAAAAAGAAAACUUGAGGCUUUUGUAUAAAAACAAAAAAUACAAGCCUUUAGAUUUAAGGCCAAAAAAGACACGAGCUAUCAGGAGGAGGUUGACGCCUUUCCAAGCAGGUCGUAAAACUCUAAAAGAAAUUAGAAAAUUAUCUGCGUGGCCAAUGAGGAAGUAUGCUCUUAAAGCCUAACAUAUUUUAUAUACUUCAAAUUAAAAUAAAUUAUAAAAAUGCAAAAAAGAA